Messenger RNA from Electrophorus electricus (electric eel), 804 nucleotides. Its product is annotated as sushi repeat-containing protein SRPX-like. Gene Ontology annotation, biological process: extracellular matrix organization; positive regulation of cell-substrate adhesion. Gene Ontology annotation, cellular component: basement membrane. NCBI's taxonomy places the organism in Eukaryota, Metazoa, Chordata, Actinopteri, Gymnotiformes, Gymnotidae. The record is from RefSeq and is a predicted model, not a curated record.
GUUUGUUUGUAUAUAUUACAGCUAUGAGUAUUAAUGUUGGAGUGCGAUCAGCAGCUGAAUUACUGGACCAGUUCUAUGAGAAACGUCGCCUCCUUAUAAUCUCUGCCCCAACAGCUGCCAACCAUUACUAUAGAUUCCAAGUAUCUAAUUUACAGCAUGCUCAGUGUGGUUUGGAUUUAAGACACGUGACUGUGAUUGAGCUAGUGGGAAUGUAUCCAGCUCAGCUAGGCCGCAUUCGACACCGCCUCAUCCCUCCUGGACUGGCCCUACAACUCAGACUGCUGCUGCAGUUGUCUCAGAAUUCCUUUAACCUGGUGCUGCUGGAUAAGCAAGGAGUGGACAAGCAGCGCUACACCUACCCCAUCACUGCUGCAGAGCUCUUCAGCACUAUUGAUACCUUCCCCCUGCGUACUGAAGAAGCCAUCCUGCAGAAAGAGGCAGGUCACAGCUGCUAGACACACACACACACACACACACACACACACACACACACACACACAACCGACCAACCAAAAAAAUGUAUGCAAUCUUUCACCCAUUUUGUACUGGGUUUAAAGUUACCCAGGCUUAAGGGGGAGGCAGGACAGAGCUGCUACACAUGCAAGCAUGAGUGAUUUUCUUUGAUACCUGUAUGUCAUUUUUUUAAGAUGCUCUGCAACAUUUUAUGUAUUGUCUAUAUUUAUGUCAGUCUAUGUCAGAAUGGAGAGUGGGACCUCUUUCUGCCAGUUCAAUCAAAUCUUAAUUUGUUUAUCGAAGUCCUUUUUUGUUUCGAGAAAUAAAUAUGCUUAACUUGGUGAGUCUAAA